CAAGCCUUAUAAACAACUUUCUCAUUAGCUUAAGCAGUAUAUGCUGAUAUGCAUGGACAGCAACCAUGGGCAACAAACCCUCACAUCCAAAAAUCCAAGAAGAAAGAACCGUCUUUCUCUCCAAAGACAAUGAGGUGUACAGGAUUCCUUCUCUUUUCUACGACAGAGACAAAAAGAUCUUCAUUGCCUUUGCAGAACAGAGAAGCACUGCAGAUGACGCCCAUGCAAAACACCUGGUUAUGAAAACAGGAAUGCUGAAGAAGGAGGAGAGCACUGGUGUGAGAGCUAUUGAGUGGUCGGAGCUCAAAGUGGUGAAGGAGGCACAUCUUGAUGGACAUCGUCCGAUGAACCCCUGUCCAGUGUACGAGAAAACCAGCAAAACUCUUUUCCUCUUCUUCAUUUGUGUUCAGGGCAUCGUCGCAGAGUGUUGGCAGAGAUUCUGGGGCUGUAACAGGGCUCGUCUCUGCUACAUUACAACAAAAGACGGUGGCCAGACUUGGAGCAGUGUGACUGAUUUGACACAUCUUCCUGAUAUCAAUGAAUGGGCCACAUUCGCUGUCGGUCCAGGUCAUGGUCUUCAAACAGAGAGUGGUAGAUUGAUUAUUCCAACUUAUGCAUAUGCUUCUUGCUCUGCCUCAUACUGUUGCAUAUCAUGUUAUUGCGCCAUCCCGUAUGGCCUUGCUCUGUACAGUGACGAUAAAGGCAGUAGUUGGGAAUUUGGUGAGAUGCUUGAGACAAAAUCAGUUGAAUGUGAAAUGGUAGAGGUGUCUGAUGAUGCAGGCCACAACUACAUCUACUGCAAUGCUCGUAGUGAGGGAGGCUAUAGAGUGGAAGCUAUUGAUGAUGGAGCUGGUUUUAAAACCCUCCCUUCUGCUGGAAAGCUUGUGGAAACAGGUAAAGGCUGUCAGGGAAGUGUGGUCUCCUUUCCAGCUCUAAGCGAAGGUGCCACGACUGACUCAAGCCCAAAUAAGUGGCUGCUCUACACCCACCCAAGUGAUCAGUCCAACAGGAUCAAUUUAGGAGUGUAUCUGAAUAAAACCCCACAGGAUCCAAAUGGAUGGAGCAAACCCUGGAUCAUCAACAGUGGACCCAGUGGUUACUCAGACCUGGCUUACAUUGGUGAUGGUUGGUUUGCAUGUCUCAUGGAGUGUGGGGUGCAGAAAUAUACUGAGCAGAUAGCAUAUGAAGUUUUUCACUACAGUCAUGUCAAGAAGGGUAUUGAGGAGUAAACAAAUGAAAUCAAUGCCUAUAUCAGGUGUGAAGUCUUUUAUAUAUUUUGGAUUCCUUGUAUGGGGCUGAAGACCUUGAACGAUAAUAAGAUCUACAAAUAUGUCUGACUUCAAGAUGCUGACGCUGAAUGUAUGUAUGAUAAUAUUGUAAUGGAGUGUGGGAGGCAUUGUGAAGCUGAUCACAUUGUCAUUGUCCUUCCUACAAUGAAGUCAAGCAGGCACUAGAGUGUAAAAAUCAGAUGUUUUUACGUGUCCAUCUUUCUCUGAGGCUGUACCACAAAAUGACCUGUUGUUUUCCUCAGUUGAGACUUCAGAAUGGCCUGUUGUGUAUUACAAGUGACACUACUGUGCUGACAUUACAUGUUAAAUUUCUUAAUAUAAUGGUUUUGGAUUAAUAUGAUUUAAAAACAAAGUUAUAAUGACUUACAUCAUCCUGUAAAAUUACUGUUUUUGUUAUAUUUCAGCUGUAACAACCAUAUUAAUGAUGUAUGAUUAGUGCUACCAUUCGAUACUCUAAAGUGUGAUUCAAAUGAUGCUGUGUGGACACCAAGUUUUUGUUUUUUGUUCUAUCUAAAGAAUUAAAAAAGAUUUUUGACUAACAAUGGCAUUGAAAUAGCUCUAUCUAUUG
Acanthopagrus latus (yellowfin seabream) is the source of this 1857-nucleotide messenger RNA. RefSeq names its product sialidase-3-like. NCBI's taxonomy places the organism in Eukaryota, Metazoa, Chordata, Actinopteri, Spariformes, Sparidae. Gene Ontology annotation, molecular function: exo-alpha-sialidase activity. Gene Ontology annotation, biological process: oligosaccharide catabolic process; ganglioside catabolic process. Gene Ontology annotation, cellular component: cytoplasm; lysosome; membrane. The transcript has 2 exons. Bases 66 to 1229 code for a protein of 387 amino acids. The record is from RefSeq and is a predicted model, not a curated record.